Syzygium oleosum is the source of this 579-nucleotide messenger RNA. RefSeq lists its product as uncharacterized. The record is from RefSeq and is a predicted model, not a curated record. Lineage: Eukaryota; Viridiplantae; Streptophyta; Magnoliopsida; Myrtales; Myrtaceae. The coding region runs from base 1 to 579 and encodes 192 amino acids. The transcript has a single exon.
AUGGCGGUGAACCGACAGAUGCACCAGCUAGUUGAACAAUUUCUGAAGCUAAAGCCGCCUAAGUUUACUGGAAAAGGUGACCCCGAGGCUACACCAAGAUGGGUAGAGGAAUUAGAGAAAGCAUUUGAGGUGUUGAGGUGCAUCGAGAGUGAGAAAAUAACCCUGGCUGUGUACCAGUUGCAAGAGAACGCAAAUGAUUGGUGGAAGGCCACCAGUGCUAGGGUGUUUCCUAAAGGUGUCGCCCAGACUUGGGCUGCGUUCACAGAAAGUUUCUAUGGGAAAUACUUCUCGGAUAGUGCCAGGGAAAGGAAGAUAGCAGAGUUUAUGCAACUCUGCCAAGGUCAAAUGAUUGUAGAUCAGUACGAGGCGGAAUUUGCUAGAUUGUCCAAGUUUGCGCCGAGGAUGGUGGAACAUCCCGAGGAUAAGGUACGAAGGUUCCGGGAAGGAUUGAAACCUGAUAUUCGCACUCAGUUGAUACCGACAAAUUUGAGGACCUAUGAGGACAUUUAUGAUAGAGCUCAGGCUCUUGAGCGGGACCAAGUAGAUAGGGCAGCCGCAUCUGGAUCGCGGUUUGCCUAG